CAAAAUUAAGUACCUUCUAGGUAGAAUUUAUUUAUUUUAAACAAAUCAGCGUAUUAUAUAAGAAACUUCAACACAAACCCAUUAUUAUUCCUCACACGCAUAAAGAAAAGAAAUAAAGAUCCUAUUUAAUACUAUUCCUGAGAUUUACAUAGAAAAAUAAGGAACAAGUUUAUAAGAAAAGGGGAAAUUAAUCACAAUCAUUAUGGCUUAUCCUUAUAAUCAACCGCAACCGUCCUCAGCUCCUAUGAUGCCGCCACUCCCAACCGUAAUAUUCGGCCCUCAAUAUUGUGCUCCAUAUCCACUGGAUCUUGCGGUGGUGAAAAAAGUUAUGACCAUUUCAGACGGAAACUUUGCCGUCACUGAUGUUAACGGCAACAUCGUUUUCAAAGUCAAAGGUUCUCUUUUAACCCUCCGUGAUCGCCGUGUCUUGGUUGAUGCCGCCGGUUACCCCAUCGUCACCCUACGCCGGAAGAUAGUGACUAUGCAUGAUCGGUGGGAAGCUUAUAGGGGUGAAAGCACAAAUGCUAAAGAUCUUAUAUUUACAUUGAAGCGAUCCUCCUUAAUCCAAUUUAAGACCAAAUUAGAUGUCUUUCUAGCUAGUAACACAAAAGAAAAUGUAUGUGAUUUUAAGGUCAAAGGUAGUUGGUUCGAACGAUCUUGCAUUGUUUAUGCCGGUGAAUCUAACAAUGUUGUUGCACAGAUGCACAAAAAGCACACUGUAAAGAGUCUUUUAAUUGGUAAAGACCAUUUCAUGGUCACGGUUUAUCCCAAUGUUGAUUACGCUUUCAUAGUAGCAUUAAUUGUAAUUCUUGACGAGAUUAACGAUGAUGAAGCUAGCGAUUAAAGGAAAGUUAUAUAGUUCUAUAUUUCAAUGUAUUGUAUUAGUAAAUUAAAGGGUGGGGCAGAUUAUAGACUCAAUUCAUUCCUAGUUUCAAUAGGUGUGAUUGUGCUUAUUAGUCGAUCUAUUUAUUAAUUUUGUAAUUAUGUUGUUUUUAGUUUCAAAUGACCAAUUUUGCUUCCCCUAAUUUUUUUCUA
Cicer arietinum (chickpea) is the source of this 1035-nucleotide messenger RNA. RefSeq names its product protein LURP-one-related 10-like. The record is from RefSeq and is a predicted model, not a curated record. NCBI's taxonomy places the organism in Eukaryota, Viridiplantae, Streptophyta, Magnoliopsida, Fabales, Fabaceae.